Messenger RNA from Trematomus bernacchii (emerald rockcod), 2374 nucleotides. It is a transcript of the gene tgm5l, whose product is annotated as transglutaminase 5, like. Lineage: Eukaryota; Metazoa; Chordata; Actinopteri; Perciformes; Nototheniidae. Gene Ontology annotation, molecular function: protein-glutamine gamma-glutamyltransferase activity. The transcript is spliced from 14 exons. The record is from RefSeq and is a predicted model, not a curated record. The coding region runs from base 49 to 2103 and encodes 684 amino acids. Gene Ontology annotation, biological process: peptide cross-linking.
UUACAGGCUGACAGCAUUGACACACUGCACUGAAAAAGACACACAGAAAUGGAAGACUUGAAAAUAGAAGAUGUCAACCUGGAAAUAUCUGAAAACCUGGAGAGACACAGGACCGAUGGCUUCAGCAGCUCCGAGGUCCUGGUGGUGCGAAGAGGGGCCCCGAUCAGAAUCAGCCUGAAGCUGGAGGGCCGAGCCUUCAACCCCAAGACAGACUAUCUGAAGAUCCAAGUCAUGCUAGGCCGCAUGUAUGUGGCCAUGCCAGUCACCUUCUCCAAGAAGGUUUCUUACACCCGUUGGAAAGCCUACAUCGACCGAGAGAGCCUUGACCUCCAGAACCCAUCCGUCUUCAUUUCCUCUCCUGCCUCCGCCUCAGUGGGCUGCUACACAUUCAAGAUGUGUGCCAUCACUCGGGGGGCCAAUAAGAAGAGCUGCGCGUCCGGCAAAUUCACCCUGCUCUGCAAUCCCUGGUGUCGUGCGGAUGUUGUGUACAUUCCUUUUGAGGAUCAGAGGGAAGAGUACAUCCAGAACGACUCAGGGCUGCUGUUCAUCGGGACAGCUAUGAACCCUGUUUCAAGACCAUGGUCCUUUGAUCAGUUUGAGCCUGGUGUUCUGGAGGCUUGCCUGAAACUGCUGCAAGUCAGCCCUAAGCACCAAACCAACAAAAGAAUGGACUUCCUGAACCGAAAGAACCCCGUCUACAUCGGCCGGGUCGUGUCUGCCAUGAUCAACAGUGAAGAUGACCGCGGUGUGUUGAAAGGGAAAUGGGCCGGUGACUUCAAAGAGGGGGUGAACCCCUCCUUGUGGACGGGCAGUGGGGACAUCCUGACGCAGUGGGCUGAGUCUGGUUUCAAACCAGUCAAAUACGGGCAGUGCUGGGUGUUCGCAGCCGUCAUGUGCACAGUGAUGAGAGUUCUUGGCAUUCCUUCCCGUGUCGUCACAAACUUCAACUCCGCUCACGACACAAAUGACAACCUGGUGAUUGAGGAGUUCUACAGCGAAACGGGGCAGAAGCUGAAUCGCAGCAAAGACAGCAUAUGGAACUUCCAUGUGUGGGUGGAGUGCUGGAUGACUCGCAGGGACCUGGGCUCUGGGCUGGACGGCUGGCAGGUUCUGGACCCGACCCCUCAGGAGAGAAGCGAAGGAGUGUUCUGCUGCGGCCCAGCUCCAGUCAAAGCAGUCAAGGAUCGGCGGAUUGACCUGAUUUAUGACAUCCCCUUUGUGUACGCCGCGGUGAACGCAGACGUCCACUCUGUCAUACUGAGCGAGGGUCAGGUGGUCAACUACAGCAAGGACACAGAGAGAGUGGGGUCCCUCAUCUGCACCAAAGCUAUCAGCUUCCCUAGGCUGCAGAACAUCACAGGAGACUACAAAUACAUCAAAAGCCCAACUUCAACAAUUUCAUCGAGAAGUUCCAGAAUGUCAGAGGACUCAACGUUACGCAGAGGCUCGUCCAGGGGAGUGUUGGUGGUCCUGAGCCUGGACAAAACUCCUGUUGCCGGGGAGCCUGUCUGCUUCACGGUGAAAGUCAUCAACAAGCAGAGGGUUGCCAAGAUGAUGAAGAUUCAUCUCAACGCCCAGGCCAAAGAAUACAACAACAGCCCCUCAGACACCUUCUGGGAAACUCAUGGUGUUGUAAAACUGGGACCCAUGGAAGUCAAGGUGAUUCAGCAGCAGAUCGCCCCGGUGCAGUAUGAGGACGUGGUGGGAGACAACCUGAUCAACCUGGCUGUGGUCCUGGAGGACUCGAACAGUCAGGAGCGGGUCCUGGCCUCGGAGGAGUUUAACAUCGCCAGCCCUCAGCUCAUCAUACAGAUUACAAAUGAAGAAUCCAUUGUGCCUGGCAAAGAGCAGACUGCUACAGUGACCUUCACAAACCCAUUUUCUCACAUGGUGAGCGGAGUACUGACUGUAGCCGGGGCCGGGCUGAUCCAAGGAAAGGUUCACUUCAGGAUGCUCCCACUGCGUCCAGGAGGAAGUGUGAAGCAGAGGAUCACCUUCAUCCCCAGCAAGGUGGGAGUAAAGAUGCUGCAGGCCAGCCUGGCUCUCUCAAACAUCAACUCCACCAUCAGAGGCUUCAUGAUGGUCUCUGUCAGCAGGGCCUAAAUCCUGCUUUGUAUACCUUUUUUGUUUAUGUGUCACAUUAUACUUACUUACUGUCAGCAUUGUUGAAAUUCUGUAUUUAUGUUGUAAAAAGUAAUCCGACUGAUGCCAGAACCGUUGCAGUGGAAACAUUCAGAUUACUGUCAACCUUUAUGUUUUUCUGUUGCUUUGUAUGGUAUAAAUGUGAAUGUAAAUUAUAUUUAUUUUUUUAUAGAUAUUUAUUUUGCUAUUUUUGUGUUCAAGCCGUGAAAAUCAACACAUUUCACAAACUGGA